Messenger RNA from Humulus lupulus (European hop), 10331 nucleotides. Its product is annotated as disease resistance protein RPV1-like. The record is from RefSeq and is a predicted model, not a curated record. Gene Ontology annotation, molecular function: ADP binding. NCBI's taxonomy places the organism in Eukaryota, Viridiplantae, Streptophyta, Magnoliopsida, Rosales, Cannabaceae. The transcript is spliced from 5 exons. Gene Ontology annotation, biological process: defense response; signal transduction. Bases 188 to 1549 code for a protein of 453 amino acids.
CGUCACCAUAGUGUUAGAAAUAAAGCUUGAAUGAAUAAUUACGUCAUUCUUUGGGUUGGAGAGUUUUGUGAGAAAUGACGCAAGCUUUCGGAAGUUUCCUUUCGGUGAACAGAAUGUCCCAUCGAAGAGUCGGAAGACUUUGAAGUUUGAAUGAAUCAUCUUUGCCAAAGCCACCCAUUACCCAACCAUGAAUAUGGACUCCUCCCCCGGCGAUGGGAUUUGCAGUACGUCGUCGUUUUCCUUCUGGUCAGCCAUAACCCACCAAAGGCACGACGUGUUCUUGAGUUUCAGAGGCGAAGACACCCGCCACGGCCUCACCAAAGACCUCCACCAAGCUUUAACCGAGGCUAACAUUGCCACUUUCAAAGACGACAUUAAUCUCGAGAAGGGCAGAGAGAUCGCUUCAGAGCUUUUCAAAGCCAUCCAAGCCUCCAGAAUUGCGGUUGUCGUUUUCUCCAGAAACUACGCCACUUCUGGGUGGUGCCUUGAUGAGCUGGUGAAGAUCAUCGAGUGCAAACACGUAGACGGUCAGAUCGUGAUCCCGGUGUUCUGUGAUGUUAGCCCAGAUGAUGUUUUCCACCAGAUGGGAAGCUUUGCCAAGGCUUUUGCUAGCCACGAAGAGCGGUUUGCAAUGGAUUCUGGUAUGGAGAACAAGAUUGGUAAAUGGAGAGCUGCGUUGACUGAAGCUGCUUCUAGCUCGCCUGUUUGGGAUUUGCAGACUAAUGAUGUCUCUCAGUGGCAUGUAUCAAAGUUUUUAGAGGAGAUUGUGAGCCAAAUUUCAUGUAGACGCCAAGAAGCGCACAUGUGUCUCCAUCUUCGACCUCAAACUGACGAUUAUGGCAAAGACUAUCUAAACCUCUUGCUAAGUGCAAUGUCAGAUGAUGUUCUUGUUAUAGGCCUACAUGGAACCAACAAUUUAGGAAAGACAGACAUUGCGAAAGCUGCAUAUAAUAAGAAUUUUCUUCGCUUUAAGGGUAGCUGUUACUUGGCAAAUGUGAGUGCAGUUUCAAAAAAACCAAAUGGACUUGUACAUUUACAAGAACGAUUACUUUCUGAUAUCUUAAUUGAGAGUGAUGAUGAUAUUCAAAUAGAAGAUGUUAGCGAAGGAAUUAAGAUGAUUCAAACUGAAUUACAACGAAGAAGAGUUCUUGUCGUUCUCGAUGAUGUGGAUUCGCUGGAGCAAUUAAAUGCGUUAGCCAGGAAGCGUGAUUGGUUUGGCCCAGGAAGUAGAGUUAUUAUUACCACAAGAGAUGCAAAAUUGUUGAGCGUUCUCGAAGCAGGUGAUGUAUAUGGGCCACAAGGCAUUCAGGUUAUUAGGGACAAGUAUGAAAAAAAUCUUGAAACAAUUAAGGAACUUGAGGAACUUAUUCAAAAGAUAACAUUUCAGGGUAAAAGAAAAGAGAGAUUCCUUUUGGCUGAAAUAGAAAGAGAGAGGAGGCAGACUGCAUAUCAGGUAAAGGCAAAAGAAAGUUGGACCAUCCUUGAGUUGGAGAGCUUAGGUGACGAUGUGUACAUAUGUAGCUACUCGACCACCAUGACCGAGGUUUGAAUGAGAGGAACUAGGGCUAAAUCAUGUUUUGCCGCUUAGAUCGACUGGUUGUAAAUAUUUUCUUGUAAUAGACCUUUAAAUUAUAUUUUUGGGAUCCCAAUGUAUACAGUAAAUCUUAACCAAAAUUUGUAAUCCCUAAACUGCUAAUUAUACUUAGUUACACGUUUAUGGCCAAAUGACUCGACUAGCGAGUUUUGCACUGUUUGCAAUGUGCACCGUAACGGUUCCUGGAGUUUAGGGCAUUUCAAUUUGGUAUCAGAGUGAGCCAAGGUUUAUGGUUCCUGAAGACAAGCUGGGCAUGUACACUUGUCACUGAAGAUAGCUUCACUCAGGGUAUGGUAACUAUUUCUGUAGUUAUGUGCUUAACUGCUUAAAUAGAAUGUAAAUGCUUUACCUGCACAUUGUAUUAGGGAGCAUGAGAUUUUGAUAGAGCAUGGCUCUUGACUAUAUGAUUAUAUGCUCAGUGAUUAUGUAUAUGAUUGUGAUCAUAUGAUUACCUGCUCCAUGAAUAUAUAAUUGUAAUAUUUGCAUGCUGGAGUUGGAGGCAUGGUAUGAAUGUUGGAAGAGCAGGGAUUAUGAUUGAUGUAUGAAUGCCAUGGGCAUGUUUUUAGCACUGCAAGUGGUUUGUGGUUAUGGUGUGGUAAGAUUGUUCCUGUGGGGAAAGCUCUUGAUAUGCUCAUAAUGAUUAAUGAGUCAAGUUAUUGACUGCAGAUUCAAUCAGCAGUUUUAUAGCCAAGGCAGAUAAUGAGGCCUGGUGGUGGUUAUACAGAGGCUGGGAGUUACAGCCAGGGUAUCAGUUCUUCAUCUGCUCCUAUGAAUUUUCAGCAGAUGAUCACAGAUUUGCAAUCAAGAUUGCAGAGGCAUGAGGAAGAGAUUAGGUGUUUGAAGCAACAGCGGAAUCUGUUGGGGAGCACUUCUUCCUUUGUUAUGCCAGGAGUAGCACCAGCUUUGGCUCAGCCUAGGGUUGAGAACAGAUGAGAAUUUCUCUGUGGAAUUUUCCAGGAAUAUUACCCUCCAGUCUUCGAGGGAGGUCUUGAUCCAUUCGGAGCUGAGCAAUGGAUGGCCAUGAUCAGUUCCAUUCUUGAUAGUAUGGGGCUGGUAGGUCACGAUAGGGUGGCUUGUACGACAUAUGUACUGCGGGAUAAUGCCCGGACGUGGUGGGAAGUAGUAUCCCAGACACGAGACACAGCUGUGGUGGAUUGGAAAGAAUUUAGGCAGCUGUUUAAUGAGAACUAUUACUGUGAUGCAGCUAAGACCGCUAAGAUGAAUGAGUUUCUGAAUCUCGUUCAAGGAGAGGCAACAGUAGCCGAGUAUGUUAGCAAAUUUGAUGGGUUAGCCAAGUUCGCUUUGGACAUGGUACCCACAGAUAUAGCUCGGAAGGAAAAGUUUGUUCAGGGAUUGAAUCUUGGAAUAGCUCAGGGCAUUAGAGUUGCCCCAGUGCAUGAAGUCUCUACCUAUGCCCAGGUAGUGGAAAAGGCUCUUGUUGUUGAGAGCAUAAGAAAUGAGAAGAAGAGUGCUAGGGAGCACGGAGCUCAGAUAGUGGUAUCUCCACUUAUUGGAGCAAGCAAGAAGAAGAGCUGGAAGACUUACCCAGAAUGCGCUCGGUGCUGGAGGCAUCAUUUGGGAGAAUGCCGAGUAAGGGCAUGUUUCUUAUGUGACAUGGUUGGGCACUUCAAGAAGGAUUGCCCAAGGCAAAGAGAGGAAGAGCAAAAUGGGAUAGACAGCUCGGUUCCAACUCGAGUGUUUAUUCCGGGGCAGUUAGAGUCUGAGACUAAGACUAGUUCUUCAGGGGUGGCAGGUCAGUUUUCUAGUUCUGAGUUUUGAGUUAUGUUGAUUGAUUUUGGUGCCAUGUUAUUCCUUUGUUUGUUGCGUAUAUAGAAGCAUAGAGUCAUUAUGUAGAUGGCAUGGUUAUGUUGUGAUGGGAAGGCAAUACCGUAUUGGUGACUUAAGAGAUGAGUUGGGUUAUGAUAAAAAAGACUCAUCAGUGGUUUUGGUAAAGCUGGUUAUGACUGGCUUGGUAUGAUUCUGGGAUAUGGAUUGAUUAACCAAGUGUGGGGCAAUUUUAAAAUGGCAAGGAAAGUAUAGUAACUCUUGAGAUUGAGAGUGGGAAGCCUUGUGGCAGUUGACAAUGUGCGUGGAUUCUGUAUGCUUAUGAUAUCUGUAGUGAGAGCUGGAGUUUUAUUGCAGGGAGAUGCAUGAAACUCUUAGCUAGUGUGGUGGAUACCACUUAGAUUGUGCCAGUGAGAUCUGGACAGACUAGACUAAUCUGUGAGUUUCUGGAUGUGUUUCCAGGGGACUUAUCAGGGUUUAUUUUAUAUGAAAGGAGACUAGAAUGGUGAUUGGAUCAGUGCCAGGGAUGAAAUUAGAUGUAAGCACUAUUUUGAAUGGCCCAGCGGAGUUGUAAGAAUUAAAGGUUCAAUUAUUGAGUAAGAUGGAAUUCUCUAAGGUGGAUCUUGGAUCUGGUUAGUACCAGUUAGAGAUCAGAGAGGAAGUUAUAUAAAAGAUUGUGUUUGUAUCAGAUACGAGCAUUGAGAGUGCUGAAUAUGUCUUGAAAAUUAGUUUAAUGCCAAGUGUUUAUAAGUCAGAUGAGCAGAGCAUUCAAAGGUUUAUUUGAAUGGGAAUUUGUGAUCAUCUUGGACGAUGGUAUUGUGGUGUUUUCUCAGCGGAAAUUUGCCAAGGCUAAGGAACGCCUUAGGGGCAGGAGUGUCCUUGGGUGGUAAGGAUAUUACAGGUGCCUUGGUAAAGAGUUUUGAGUCUUCUUACAGAUCAGAAUCAGUUUGUAGGUCGUUAUGACAUCUCAGUGACAGAGAAAAGUAAUUGCCUAAGCAAUAUGUUGGUUAAAGCAUCUGACCAGAACUAGAGUAGAGUUUCUGGUGGGCCAGGUGACCAGUGUUAUGUUUGAGAUUAUUAUCUCAGAGAAGAUCAAAAGGAAAAUAACUCAGUGAACCAUAAAUAAGAAAGAUUGAACGGAAAGUCUUAGCUGGAUUAGCUAAGAGUUGUACAAUGUCAGGUAUGAACUUAUUAUGGUAUAAGGAUCAGAUUUGAAAUUCGAUGGACAUUGGGAUUAAUUGGGAAAUUUUGGACGAAUCUUAUGUUAUUCAGGCAUCAUGGAAAUGUAACAGGAUAUGAAAGCUUUAUAGUGGUGGCCUGAGAUGGAGAGGGAUGUAAUGGAAUAAGUGGUAAAGUUCUUAACCUGUUAGCAGGUCAAGACAGAGUAUCAGGAAUUAGCAAGGCCAUUGUAGCCUUUGAGUAUUUUAUAAUGGAAAUAAGAAAGUAUCGCAAUGGGUUUCGCGGUGGGAUUGCCAAGUUAGUGGGCCAGUAUGAGUUGGCAUUGAGUCAUUAUGGACCAGCAGUCCAAGUGAGUUUAUUUUUGUCAGUAAGGAUAAGUAACACAACUGAUCAGUAUUCAGAUCUCUUCGAGAGAGGAAGAGAGUUAUCCAGUGUUGAAAAGGUACCUUAUGAGAUAAGGUAUGGUAGAGCGUGUCCGCCACUCAUUCAUUGGAAUAAGAUGGGUGAGAUGUUAUAUAUCUGGAUCCUGAGGUGAUUCAGGGACUAUUGGGAUUAUUAGAGGGUGAAGCUUGGAUGCUCACUUCUCAGAAUAAAUGGAAAAGUUUUGUUGAAUUGAAAAGUAGGAACAUAGAGUUCCAGGUAGAAGAUUGUAUCUUCCUUAGAAGUAUCACCGUGGAAAGGGGAGAGGAGUUAAGGGCAAGUUGAGCCCUGUAUUGUUAUGACAGUUUGAACCCUGGAUAGGACUGGUUAGGUUGAUUUUGGUUUGACCUUAUCUUUGGCACUAUCAGGUAUAUACAGUGUAUUUUGUAUUUUCAUGCUGAGGACAUGGGUUGAAAGAAACUCAUGAGUUGAGUUAUGAGAAUCAAGGGAUUGAGGCUAAGUUAUCAUAUAAAGAAUAGCUAGUCCAGAUAUGAGAUAGAAAGAAAAAGGUUCUGAAGAACAAAGUGUACCAUGAGUUAAGGUAUGUUACAGAAACAUUAAGGUCGAGGGAACGACCUGGGAAACUGGAAUCAGUUGUACAGAAUUGACAUUCCGGCAGUUCAGAUAAAUUUCGAGAACGAAAUUUCUGUAAGGAGGGGAUAGUUGUAAUGCCCCAAAUUUCCUAAUAAGGUUUAGGACCUUGAUUAGGAGGCCGGGAGGACCAUAAUUGCUUUAUUAUGUUAUUAAAUGAUAAUAUGCAUGUUUAGGUGUAUUAAAUAUGCAUGUGAACUCAUUUUUGAGUAAUUGGGUGAUUUACAUAUUUUGGUCAUUUCAGGCAUAUUUGACAUAUAUGUGAUAUGUGUGUGGUGCUUUAUUAUUAUUUGGUUAUGCCAGGGUUACUCAGUACAAGACGAUCCUAGGAGGUAAGCUAGUGGGAAAGUCACAACGGGAUUUAUUCUUGACUCGGAGUGAGUCAAGGGGUAUUUAGAGCAUUACCGGGUUAUUGGGUAAUGGGAAUGAAUAUUUGGUGAUAAAUUGGGAGUUAGUAAGAUCAGGGGGAAAUUCUAGAGGUUUUGACUAUUUUGUCCCCGGGGGUGUUUUUGGGACCCCGAGUGUUAAGAUUUGGUUGAGGCUACUUAAGCUUGAAGUAACAUUUUAAAAGAAUAAAAGAACAUUAUGUACGUUCUCUCUCCCUCUAAGUUUCCUUUUCGUCUCCCGAUCGUAUUUUCGAAGGUAACUUGAGUUCUAGGACUCGGAUUUAAGCGAGGAUCGAGGCAUAGCGAUCUUAGGAAAGAUUAGAAGCUUAUUAGCCGAAGGAUUUAGUUGGAAACAACUCAAUUGGAGGUAAUUCAAGUUUUAUGUUUUAAGUUUUAAAGUUUUUAAGCUUGAAUUGGAUUUUGUGUUUUGAUGAGUUUUUGAUUGAAUUGAGACUUGGGUUUUAUGGGUUUUGGAUCAUGGGGAUGUUUGGGAACUUUGAUUUUGGGAUUUGGAGAUGUUUGGAUAGGUUUUUGGAAGGUUUUAAAAGUGGAAAAACGAGGAAAAGUGGCUGGUGCGAGGUUGGGCCGCGGCCUUGUUCUAGGGCGCCGUGGCCCUAGCUUGAUGAAGGUGGAGGAGGCUCUGCCAGGGGGCGGGUCGCGACAUGGUCCAUGGAGGGCUGCAGCCCUUAAGGAAAAAGUUGCCCAGAAUUGUGUUUUUGUGAUGGAAACUUGACUCUAAGAGCCUAGGAUGGAUCCUACUACCUAGUUGAGUGGGAUUCGACGUCUCAGAGGCUUGGGUUGGGUUUGGAAGUAUUUAUUUACCCAUUUUGAUGAGGUUUUAUAUCAUGGUUGUGACUAGGUUUUCGCUAGGGGCUUGGGAUCAGGAUCAUGCUUGUGGCUUAUUUAUUGGUAACCUGUGCUUGGACCUGAGGUAAGAAAACUUCACCCUGUGUAAAUGUGACAUGCAUGGCUAUUCUUGAUGCAUGUUGGAUGUUUAAAUGUGAUACAUGUAAUGCACGAGAAACAUGUGAUUAGGGCAUGCCAUGAGUCUUGGGUAUGGGAUUGUUCAGAGCUUGAGCCUCUGUGUUUAUGCAUGAUCCUAAUUGUGCUAGUAAUUAUUGAGUAAGCAUGUUGAAUGCCCUUUAUUUGGAUAUUUGACAUAUGAUAUAUGUUUGGUGGCAUUGCUUACUUGUAUAUGGUACUGACUAGUCAGGGAUACUGGCCUAAGAGUCAGAAAUGGCAUAGCGUCAUGAACGCAGGGCCAAAUGAAGAUCAGAUCUAACUGAUAUCAGCGUUGAAUGACUCUAGGAGCAUUAACGCUGGACCGACCCUAAGGUCGAUGAAUCCUAUAAGCGCUUGCCUAGUCUAAGACUAGUUACUAGAGCCAGGGCCUAAGGCCUAGGUGACUGCUUGUCACAUGGCUAGGGAAUAGAGUUCCAUGGUUAUGACUCUAUGGUCAUGAGGAAGGUUAUGUUGGUGACUAGUCAUCAUGCACCUAUCCUAUUUAAGCUAGUGAAAGACUCACUUAUCUAUAAAGCCCUGGUGACCCUAUCGUCACAUGGCUGUUGGGAAUAAACCCACCUAAGUGACUAUUACAACUGUCACUCUUCUAUUUAGGGCUAAAAGCCCUGUAUGAUUAUUAUGAUCAUUGGUUGAUGUGUUAUACUCAACAUUACGUGGACUCAUUUGCCUGCUUGACUAGGGCUAUAUCUGCUAGGCGUGUAACUUAUGAUUUGAUGACAUGUUAUUAAUGUUCAUGAGCAUAUUAAGUUUUCUUGCUGGGCUUCGGCUCACGGGUGCUAUGUGGUGCUGGUAAAGGAAAAAGAAAGCUGGACCAUCCUUGAGUUGGAGAGCUUAGGUGACGAUGUGUACAUAUGUAGCUGCUCGACUGCCAUGGCCAAGGUUUGAAGGAGAGGAACUAGGGCUAAAUCCUGUUUUGCCGCUUAGAUCGGCUGGUUGUAAAUAUUUUCUUGUAAUAGACCUUUAAAUUAUAUUUUUGAGAUCCCAAUGUAUACAGUAAACGUUCUAGUGAAACGUUAUAUCUUAACCGAAAUUUUUAAUCCCUAAACCGCUAAUCAUACUUAGUUACACGUUUAUGGCCAAAUGACUCGAUUAGCGAGUUUAGCACCGUUUGCAAUGUGCACUGUAACGGUCCCUGGAGUUUAAGGCGUUACAUGCAAUGUGUGCCUUGAGCUUUUGGUACGCCUGUUUGCACUCUUCUAUCCAUUCAAACCUCUGACAUACUCAAAGAACAUUGAAGAAAGAGAAGCACUUGUCUGUUGCCUUGGGGACAAAACGGCUCAAAGUUGUGAUCCUUCCUGUCAGACUUUGAACUUAUUUAUGUUUCCGGGGAGAUGACAUUUUUAUUAGAGCCUUGAUCUUCUUGGGGUUCGCCUCAAUCCCCCGAGCACUUAUGAUGAAACCUAGGAACUUACAGGAGGCAACCCCAAAUGUGUACUUUUGGGGGUUGAGCUUCAUCCCGAACUGGCGUAGCACCACAAAGACUUCAGUCAGGUUGCCCACGUGGUCUAGGGCGGUCCUAGACUUUACCAACCUAUCUUCCACAUAGAUCUCCAUGUUCCGACCCAAUUGGUUUUUGAACAUCUUGUAACUAGCCUCUGGUAGGUGGCGCCAACAUUUUUCAACCCGAAAGGCAUCACAAUGUAACAAUAGACACCCUUGUUGGUUCGAAAGAUAGUGUACUCCUGAUCGACGAUGUGCAUGGAUAUCUAGUUAUAUCCUAAGUAUGUGUCCAUGAACGACAGCAACUCGUAACCAGAGGUGGUAUCAAUCAUUUAUCUUGGGGAGCGGAAAGCAGUCCUUCGGACAAACCUUAACAAGGUUCGAGAAAUCGAUGCAUGUCCUCCAAAUGCCAUUCGGCUUUGGCACGAGGACAGGGUUGGAUAGCCACUUGGGAUAUUGGGAUUUUUGGAUAAACCCGUUGGAGAGGUGCUUGUCCACUUCAGCCUUGAGGGUCUCUUUCCGAGUUUGAUCAAAUGCACGUUGCUUCUGCUGGACAAAAGCAAAACUAGGAUCGAUAUUCAAGGCAUGGCAUAUGAUAUUCGGAUCAAUACCAGUCAUGUCGAAAUGUGACCACAUGAACACGUCUUGGUUUUCUCGGAGGAAGCUCACCAAUGUCUCACGGACUUCCGUUUUCAAACUUCCCCCCAACUUUUUCUUUCCUGUCAGGGCUGGAGGCAUCAAAAACUACCUCCUCCACCUCCUCUAUUGGUUAAAUGGACCUCUCAUAUUGAACCCUUGGGUCUAACUCGUCGGGCCCCGACUCCUGGACAACUUGUACCUGCGAGGCCUCGAACUUCUCGAGACCUUCCUUCCUUACCAUCAUCAUUGGAGCCUUAAGAGAGACAUUGUAGCGCUGUCUCGCCUCUUUCUAGUUACCACGGACUAUGGCAACACCUGCAUCCAUGGGGAACUUCAUACACAGAUGACAGAUGGAGGUGAUGGCCCCAAACUCCACCAAUGCAGGUCAUCCCAAGAUGGCGUUGUAUGCCGAGGAACAAUCCACCACCACGAAGGUGCAGCAUUUGAAUGUUUGGCGAGGUACCUCUCCAAGCGUCACAGGGAGCUUUAUCUGCCCCAUCGGGAUGAGGGCUUCUCCGGAGAAUCCAUAGAGUGUCGAGGCGCACGAGGACAAGUCUGUCAUAGUCAGCCCUAUCAUCUCGAAGGCUGACUUAAACAGGAUAUUCACUAAACUCCCGUUGUCUACUAGAAUUUGUUCCAUGUAUUCGGAGAAUAUUAUGACUUGGUCAGUCAUUCGUGGCAUUUGGGCAUGUAGCUGGGCCAAAUCCAUGACCUCAUCAUCAUGAUUCAAAGUCCGUGCAUACCUAUUCUACGAGCCUCGAGAAUUCUCCCAAGUGAGGCCCUCCUGAGAUGGUUCCUACCCGCCCGUUUACUGGGGGAGGUCCUUGGGCCACUAGAUAUUGGGGGCUACUGGAGCUGCUGCUGGAGCCUGUGGUGUAAUUGGUGGUACCACCGCUCCUGCCACGAGAGGAUGUGUUGGACACGCUCCUCCCUUAGCAUAUUGAUGGAGGUGUCCCAGCUUGAUGAGAUUCUCAAUCUCAUCCUUGAGUUGGUGGCACUCAUUUGUGUGGUGCCCUAUGUCGUUGUGGAAACGAAAAAAUUUGUCAGGGUCCCACCUAUCCCUGUCUCUUCAAAUGGGUUGUAGCUUCCUGUAAUGAACGUGCUGUGCCAUGGCCACGAAGAUUUUCUCUCAGGAGUCUACCAAGUCAAUGUACUCAGAAUACUGCGAGACGUACUUCUCGCCUGAUGUGACUCCCUGCUCGGGCUGUGUGGUUUCACUUCCUCUGGGUUUGCGGCCUUUACCCUUCCCUUCGCGCCUUGUGUCGUUGGGAGCU